CCCAUUGAAAAACACUUUUAUUGCCAAAGCUUCUCAUUUUUUUCCUUACACAGCUUUGCUGGCUGUUGAGUACUCCGUGUGGAUGUUUUUCUCUGAUGUAAGACAAAGCUACAUGCUGUACUCGUCUAAGAUUAGUGAAUGAAAUUUGGUUCGACAGAGGCAGCGGAGAUGUGCGUUACAUCGUGAAGCCGGCUGAUGGACACGCUCGCUGUGUAGCCUUUUUUCCUUUCCCUGGAUGAAUCCCAAAGGAGCUUACACUCUAAUAUCCUGAUGGGAAAAGGGUUCGCUUUAAGCUCGACAUACACGCCUCAUCACAGCGAGAAUACUGUGAAGGUCUGAGGUGAAUCAGAUCAAAGAUCCGUCUUCGAAGAACAGUCCUUUUUGCAACAACCUGUUGGCUGCGGCUGACAUGAAAGCGCCUGUUGGUCUCUAAUUUUUCUCUGUUUUUGGAAAAGGAUCAGAUUUUUCUACAUUUAUUUAUUAUUUACCAAGAAGAGUGAAGACCUGGAUGUAAAGCAAACUUAAGGACUUUUUUCUUUAUAUUUAUUUCAUUUGAAAACUCAUUCUCAGCCAUGAUUCCCACCAAGAUGUUGGUGUACAAGGGGCCCGAUGGAGGCACCCACUCUCAGGUGGGAGUUAACACAAGAAGGCGAAAGAAAUCGACUGGUGAGCUCUUCCAGAAAGGCUACAGGGUCAGGAUGGGCCACGGGCAGGGCGAGAAAGAGGACCAGGACAGCAUGUGGUACAGCCUGGGUGCAUGCUUCCAUGUAAUCUCCUACUGGGGCUUGAGGUUUUUAAGGGCCUUGAGGCUGAUACAGUUCUCAGAAAUUUUACAGUUUUUGAAUAUACUAAAGACGAGCAACUCUAUAAAGCUGGUGAACCUGUGUUCAAUCUUUAUAAGCACAUGGCUGACUGCAGCAGGAUUCAUUCAUUUGGUGGAGAACUCAGGGGACCCUUGGGAAAAUUUCCAGAAUUCCCAGGCACUUUCCUACUGGGAAUGUGUUUAUUUACUCAUGGUUACUAUGUCCACUGUCGGCUACGGAGACGUUUAUGCAAAAACCACGCUCGGCCGCCUGUUUAUGGUCUUCUUCAUCCUUGGUGGAUUGGCCAUGUUUGCAAGCUACGUCCCUGAAAUCAUAGAGUUAAUAGGAAACCGCAAGAAAUAUGGUGGUUCCUAUAGUGCGGUUAAUGGGAGAAAGCACAUCGUGGUCUGUGGUCAUAUUACACUGGAGAGUGUGUCCAACUUUCUAAAAGACUUCCUACACAAGGACAGGGAUGAUGUCAAUGUAGAAAUUGUUUUUCUCCAUAAUAUUUCCCCUAAUCUUGAGCUGGAAGCCUUGUUCAAGCGUCACUUCACCCAGGUGGAGUUUUACCAAGGGUCCGUCCUGAACCCACACGACCUGGCCAGAGUUAAGAUUGAAUCGGCUGAUGCCUGUUUGAUCUUAGCCAACAAAUACUGUGCUGACCCUGAUGCUGAGGACGCAUCCAACAUCAUGAGGGUAAUAUCUAUCAAGAACUACCAUCCGAAGAUCAGAAUAAUCACCCAAAUGUUGCAGUACCACAACAAGGCCCACCUCUUGAACAUCCCGAGCUGGACCUGGAAGGAAGGAGAUGACGCCAUUUGUCUGGCGGAGCUGAAACUGGGCUUCAUCGCCCAGAGCUGCCUGGCUCAGGGCCUCUCCACCAUGCUGGCAAACCUUUUCUCCAUGAGGUCCUUCAUCAAGAUUGAGGAGGACACAUGGCAGAAGUAUUACCUUGAAGGAGUAGCCAAUGAGAUGUACACAGAGUACCUGUCCAGUGCCUUUGUGGGCAUGUCUUUUCCUGUAAUUUGCGAACUCUGCUAUGUGAAGCUAAAGCUCCUGCUGAUAGCAAUAGAGCACAAGUCUGAUCAAAGGGAAAGCAGCACCCUGAUAAACCCUGGAAACCACGUGAAAAUGCAGGAGGGAACCCUAGGCUUCUUCAUUGCAAGUGAUGCCAAAGAAGUAAAGAGGGCACUGUUUUACUGUAAAGCCUGCCAUGAUGAUAUCACUGAUCCCAAAAGGAUAAAGAAAUGUGGGUGCAAGAAAUCCAAGACGGCCAACUACAAGAAAAUGACACUGGCAUGUUGUUUUGAUUGCGGCCGCUCAGAGCGGGACUGCUCUUGCAUGCCAGUUAAUGUGUGUUGUAACACGGACUCCCCUCGACGCCACAUCCCACUCUCUACUGUCUCUGUUAAUGAUUGCUCUGCCACUUUACGUGCCUCUAAAAAUAGCUAUAAUGGAUAUAUCAAAUCAAUUGAAGAGGACCAACAGUUGGCGCUAUCGCCUAAAAAAAAGCAGCGUAAUGGAGGCAUGAGAAAUUCACCAAACUCCUCCCCCAAGAUAAUGAGACACGACCCGCUCCUCGUCCCGGGGAACGAAAUGGAAAGCAUGGACGAGAACGUAAAGAAAUACGACUCCACGGGGAUGUUUCACUGGUGCCCGUCCAAAGACAUCGAGAAGGUCAUUUUGACCCGGAGCGAGGCGGCCAUGACAGUCCUGAGCGGUCAUGUGGUUGUGUGCAUAUUUGGAGAUGUGAAGUCGGCGUUGAUCGGUCUCCGAAACUUCGUCAUGCCCCUAAGAGCGAGUAACUUUCACUACCAUGAGCUGAAGCACAUCGUCUUCGUCGGCUCCCUCGAGUAUCUGAAGCGAGAGUGGGAGACCCUUCACAAUUUUCCAAAGAUCUCCAUUUUACCUGGCACACCGCUGAGUCGGGCAGAUCUGAGGGCUGUCAACAUCAACCUCUGCGACAUGUGUGUCAUCCUGUCAGCCAAUCAGAACAAUAUUGACGACGCAUCACUGCAGGACAAAGAAUGCAUCUUGGCGUCACUCAACAUCAAAUCCAUGCUGUUUGACGACAGCAUCGGGGUCUUGCAGGCUAAUUCCCAAGGCUUCACACCGCCAGGCAUGGAUAGAUCCUCUCCUGAAAGCAGCCCGGUCCACGGAUUAGUCAGGCAGACUUCUGUCACCACUGGAGGAAAUAUUCCCAUCAUAACAGAACUAGCACCAUUAGCAAAGCCAGGCAAAAAACUGCCUGUGAUUUCAUUCAGUCAGGAUAAAAGCAGUGGGACCAACAUACAAAUGAUAACAGAGCUGGUAAAUGACUCGAAUGUUCAAUUCCUGGACCAAGACGAUGAUGACGACCCAGACACCGAGUUAUACCUCACUCAGCCUUUCGCCUGUGGGACAGCAUUCGCAGUCAGCGUGCUGGAUUCUUUAAUGAGUGCUACAUACUUCAAUGAUAAUAUCCUCACCUUGAUCCGGACGCUGGUAACAGGCGGGGCGACGCCGGAGCUGGAGGGGCUGCUGGCAGAGGAGAAUGCGUUACGGGGCGGCUACAGCACACCACAGACCCUGGCAAACAGGGACAGGUGUCGCGUGGCACAGCUGGCCUUGUACGACGGGCCCUUCGCCGACCUCGGGGAUGGUGGUUGCUAUGGUGACCUAUUUUGUAAAGCCCUGAAAACAUACAACAUGUUGUGCUUUGGUAUCUAUCGGUUACGAGAUGCACACCUAAACAGUCAAAACCAAUGCACCAAACGGUAUGUCAUUACCAAUCCACCGUAUGCGUUUGAGCUGGUUCCUUCAGACCUGAUUUUCUGCCUGAUGCAGUUUGACCACAAUGCUGGCCAGUCCCGAACCAGCCUGUCCCACUCUUCACAUUCGUCCCAUUCCUCCAGCAAAAAGAGCUCUUCCGUCCACUCAAUCCCAACCUCCAACCGCACCAACCGCACCAAAAGCAGGGACUCACGAGACAAACAAAAUGCAACAAGGAUGAAUAGAGUGAGCCAAGAAAAGACAUGGUUUACAGAUGAACCAGAAAACACCAACCUGAGGACCAUGCACAUCAAGCCUGUGAAUACACUCGCCGUCAACCACGUCAGUCAGUUUCAAUCAACAAACAGCUUGAUUCAUCCCAUCAGAGAAGCAGAAGACGAGUGCUGAUCCACCGACACCCACUGACACUUGGAUGCUUGGGACUCCCAAAGGACUUAUUGUGUAGAUGUCGGACGGGGACUUAUGAUAUCUUUUCAUGUGCAAACAUAAAUCAUUUAUUGUCAUUGGAAAAGGCAAACCAUACUGCUUUUCUCAAUCGAAUGCUGCAAGCCUAUUGUACAAGCUGACUUAGAAUCAUUAUAAAAUGUACAUGACGACAAUCAUAAUCAAAUCAGCUAUUAGUUUGUACAGCUUAUCUUUAGCGGUGACCAGACUCCAUUAGGAUUUUGUUCCAUUUGUGGGGAAUGAGGGUCACUUCACGGGAAACGGCGAUGUAAAAAUGAUUAUUAUACUUAAGAGGGGAUUAUAAUGGUAACUGGAAGUUUUGCAAUUAUUAAAGUUGCCUUUUUAGCUGUUAAUGAACAACUACUACUGCAUUUACUCUACCCAGUGUUACAGAAUUACUCUGUACAGUAUGUUUAAAAAAAAAAGUGUAUUUUACAUCCUGCUGCAAUCCCACCACAAUGGCACUGACAGUGACUGGCUCAGUGAUUUCCUUUGCCGUUUGGAAGCUAAUUCACAACAUUUGUGACAGUUAAAAAAAAAAAGGCCAGUGUCCAUGUGUAAAUGGCAUUUGGCUCCAGCCUUAUCUCUAUCCAUUUAUAUUUGUCUUAUCUUUGCCUUUUUUGAGUCAUUUGUUAUAAAUGUUUUCAUGUUUUUGUUUGGUUGCAAUGUCCAAAACCCCCAGAAAGAAAAGCUUUUAAGAAUAUGUAGAGUUUCUCCAGGGGGUAAAUAGUUGUUCAUCUUUUUUUUUCUAACCCUUUUUUUAAUAGCCAAAUAUGAUAGAGCUGUUUUGGUGCACUAGUAGAAUAAAACCAAAAUGUCACAGUUUCGAUUACAAAGCUAUUGAUUUUCUUAGGGAAAAAAAUAGACAGAAAAGCCAAAUACUGUGUUUUAGCUUGUCUGUAGGUGAGAUGAAUGUAAAAGCCACAUAUCGCAUGAAGUGGGCAAGUCCUCCUUUGGCUGUAAGCACUGCCUGACACAGGAUUGUCUUGGAGGCUUUUAAGCGCUUGGUUUGAACUCCAUGACCAAUCUUAAUGCUUUAAUCAAACAUGUUCAUGCUUUUUAAAAAAAAACAGCUCUAUCAUACAAAAACAAAUUAUUUUGGCUUAGUAUGUUCUGCCUGCUUAAUAGCAUUCAUAAUUUAUUUUACACAUGUCUAGAAAAGGACUGUUAAUUUAUUUUUGUUUAACAAGAAUGCAGAGCUACACGUGGUUAUUAAUCCUGUCUUAUUUCGAUAAUACAACAUAGCUAUAUGGGCACUGUUGUCACUUUACUCAGAAUCAAUAAAGGGUAAGAGAGGUACAAAAAAAAAAAAAAAAAAAAAAAGCAAUCUGCUAAAUCUCUAAUCCACAGAUCAUGUGUCACAGUUUUAGCUUUGGAUCAAUGUUGCAUGUACAGAGAGAGGUUGUGACAUUUACUGGCACAGAGAACAUCCAAACCGUCCAUCCCUCAGUGCCAGUAAUGUGCCAGGCAGUGCUGAAGCCGAAGGAGGACUCCACAAAGACCCACUGCUGCGAAAAAGUGGCUUCUAGUUUAGUUCCAUUGAUGCUAAUUUGUCUGAGAAACGUACUUUCCUGUUUGCUUUAUACCUUCCCGCUCAGAGGCUAUACUUUUGAAAACUAUAGCCUUUGAAUGCUUACAUUUGAGGCUGUAAUUCCCUGGAGACAACUAGAACUCUAGUCGAUAAUUGAAGUCUUAAUACGAUUUUUUUAAAGGACCCAUUGUUGAUAGCAGAGCAUUAUAGCUAUUCAUUUGUAUGUAAUAUUGAAAGACAUCUGUAAAGCUUAAUGUAAAAUAUUAAUUUCUAGUGUGUUCAUGUUUGAUUGGUAUCUGUGGGGGUUGAGAGACAUUUGGCAUUGCGGUCUAGUUUGUAUGAUUUUGUGAUUUUAUUUUAGCACAUUGACUUGUGUAUACAAUGACUGUGCUAAGUUGAUAUUUCUGACUAUGUCAUAAUACCUACCAAUGCAGUUUAUUGUCUUGUACAAAUAGGCUUGUACAUAAAAUUGUACAUGAUUUCAUUUUGUAUUUUCACAAAUUAAAGCUGAUGUUAUUGUGUUCUA
Messenger RNA from Labrus mixtus (cuckoo wrasse), 6076 nucleotides. RefSeq names its product calcium-activated potassium channel subunit alpha-1a. Gene Ontology annotation, biological process: transmembrane transport; potassium ion transport. Gene Ontology annotation, cellular component: postsynaptic membrane. The record is from RefSeq and is a predicted model, not a curated record. The coding region runs from base 573 to 3962 and encodes 1129 amino acids. Lineage: Eukaryota; Metazoa; Chordata; Actinopteri; Labriformes; Labridae. The transcript is spliced from 28 exons. Gene Ontology annotation, molecular function: large conductance calcium-activated potassium channel activity.